Messenger RNA from Coprinopsis cinerea okayama7#130, 3381 nucleotides. Its product is annotated as topoisomerase 1-associated factor 1. Gene Ontology annotation, molecular function: DNA binding. The transcript is spliced from 10 exons. NCBI's taxonomy places the organism in Eukaryota, Fungi, Basidiomycota, Agaricomycetes, Agaricales, Psathyrellaceae. Gene Ontology annotation, cellular component: replication fork protection complex. Gene Ontology annotation, biological process: DNA repair; replication fork arrest; DNA replication checkpoint signaling. The coding region runs from base 1 to 3381 and encodes 1126 amino acids. The record is from RefSeq and is a predicted model, not a curated record.
AUGGACCCCAAAGAAAUUAUCGAGAUUUUCGACGAUGAAGAAGACGACGAGCCGACACAGGCACCCAAUGGCUACCCCGACAUCGACCGACGCGAACUCUUGACACCCAUCAUCACCCGCGUCGUCGACGCCCUUGGUGGGUACGAAGGCAACGAAUACAAGCUUGGUGACGAGUCGUAUGGCUGCUUGAAGGAUCUGAAACGACUUUGGCGCAAGGACGACACCGACGACGACCGUACCGUUGCCCGUAUCUUCUACGAGACCAGGGUCCUACCAAAUGACCUUAUCCCCAUCCUCCUCACCACAGCUGGUCAGGGCCUUGUAGAAGACAAGCGUGCCAUCGCAUGUGCCGACUUGAUGACGGCCAUGACCUGGCCUAUCGAUGUUGCAGAAGAACUGAAGGAACUCGACGACGAAAUCGACGAAAAGGCCGACUAUACCCAACUUAUAGAGAGUCAUUUGACUUACAAGGCAGCUUUGCUCAAAACAGGCGUCAUGAAGGCGCUUUUCGGUAUUAUUUUACCUCCUCUGGCGAAGAAACGAAGCGAGCGACAGGAAAGGGACGGGCAAAUUAUCAACGUCGUCCUCCAUCUCAUCCGCAACCUCGCAUUCAUCAAAGAUCUCCCCCCAGACUCGACCAGCAGUGCCGACAACGUCGAAAUGUCGUCUCUUCAGUCAAAGCUUAUUCGUAUCCUGGAGGAAACUCACAUCCUACGGCUACUCCUUACGAUUGCUGCCAACCACGACGAGGACCCGUUGUUCAAUAGCUGGAAUACCCUUGUGCUCGAAAUCUUCUACCUUUUGUUCCGUGGCAUCAAGCCUGUUGACCUCGCUGCGGACCAGGCAAAACGAUCUGCAGUGAAUCUGAAACAGCUUUUGGCGGUCGAGGAACGUAACCGACGCGAGGUCGCCCGUAAAGCCUCGUCAAGACAUUCAAGGUUCGGCACAACGAUUACGGUAUCGCUAAAAAAGCCUCCCGCCGCCGAUAACGAGACUGUGACGCGUCCCAUCGUGCUUCAUCGCCAGCAGGCCAUUCACGGAGAGGCCGGUAGUAUUCUCGACAUCCGAAAGAAAGGGAAGGCGAAGAAAGGCAAUACAAUCGAUGAAUUGACGAGGGAAGACAACCUAUCGAUCGAAGCCAGGGUAACAUUGAAGCAGCUGGCCACUGAUUUCCUCGAGGGCUGCUUCAAUCCCUUCCUCGCGGGGUUGCUGAAGGAUAUUCGAGCUGAACGGGCAAAAGUUACGGAGAAGGAUAAUCUCCGCCUACUCUACGUGACAAAAUGGUUUCUCGAGUUCUUCCUCGCAAUGCGGGCGAAGGCACAUGGACAAGGUAACCCAGACCAGUGGAGCUUUGGCCUUAUCGCAGAGGUGGUGGAACGCGUUUGGAUCGUGUGGGUGUUAAAGCGAAUGAGGGAGUCAAUGGAAGAGAAGCCUAAACUCUGGACCGAGCUCCAAGCGGGAAUCGAGUGUUUAACUCAACUAUUCCUCCUCAUCGACGCCAUGUCGUCGGCUGACAUUCAAGAUCCCACCUUGAGCGAGGCCGCGGAACUGCUUCUCCAGCAGCUCAUUUACAACGGCGAGGUCCUCGACAUCUCCCUCAACAGUCUUCAAUUCUACAAAGAAGGAACCCAAUCACUGACGUAUUUGGACUCGAGUGUCCACCUGGCCUACUCUUUGCUCCGGAUGUUGGAGAGAUGGACCAAAAAGUCGGGAGACGGGACGUAUGUCCGGAAGAAGAUGGCCAAGCGCAAAAAGCGUCGCCCCAGAGGGCGCAGUCCUGAGACCGAGGAGGCCGGAAUGGCAGCAGGUGAAGCGGAUGAUGAUGAAGGAGAUGAUGAAGAUGUGGUGCAUGAAGUCCUUUUCUCCUUUGAAGCAUUCGAAAUGAAAUUCGCAAAUGCCGAUAUUACGAAUACGCUGUUAACCUACCUGGCCCGGUACAAAGAGUUCAGCUCGCCGGAGAAGAUGAAACGGGUGGUCAGCCUGAUGCAUCGACAGGCCGUCAAAGCCAAGGCGGAGGGGCUGUUCUUCAAGGCCUUCUUCCCGAAGAACCGCGGUAACUGGAAGCAGUACUCGAGCUGGGAGCCAGAGAAGAAGAAGGCGAGGGAGGGUGGUGUAGGUGGUAGGAAUGCGGCUGGCAAGAACGCUUCGACGGAGGUGGAAGUGAAGAAGGGAUACAGUCUCACUGACCAGAUUGGCAUUGCCAUUGCCGCGCUGGUAGAUAGCGAUCGCAGGGACUUGGUUGUGUGGACCCAAGAUAUCCUGCGAAUGGCGGUUAACAAACGCAAGCGGAUCAUUGACGAAACCGAUGACAAGUCGGACAACGAAGAUGAAGAUAUCGUUGAAAACGACGCUGCCGACGCUGCAAAGGACAAGUCGAAGAGAUAUGAAAACCCCUCUGAGGAGGCGCGUCAAAAGAUCCAGGAUGAAGUCAUACCAUACGUAACCGAAGAUCGUGCUGAGGCCGCUAGCAAGAACGCGUAUCUCAAGCUGCUCUUCCGCCUUGUCAAGUUCAUGACACGCGAACGGGAUGAAGAUGACGAAGAAGGGGAACUGGAGUGGUACAUCCCAGCAUCGCUUACCCCCGUCCACCUCGAACGCUUCCGCACCAUUAUCAACCAAUUCCUCGAAACACCGUUCGAUCCCUCCGGAAAAAAGCUAUCCGAACUCCUCCGCAAGAAACGUCGUUCGCGUCGGCGUCGUACUCCUUCACCAUCACCCUCAGGCUCCGACAUCGACGAGGACGGUGAACGGCGCAAGAAGAAGAGACAGAGGAAGGAGAAGGAGAAGCAGGUCUACAAGAGUGCGCAGUUCAUUGAGGACAGUGACGAAGAGUACGGAGAUAUGGAGGCGUUCCUGGCGAGGGAGAAGGCGUUGAGAGAGAAGAUGGGAUUGAUUGCGGAGAGGGCCGAGGCGGAAGCUGCUGCGAACGGCGGCGGUAGCACGGGUGUUCAGGGACAGAGGCCCGUGGGUAUGCGCGCUACGGGUACCAAGAAGAGGCGGAAGAGGAAGACGAAAGACUCCGAUACGGAGAGAGAUGCGAAUAGUCGCGGAGAUGUCGAGAUGGACAAAGAGCCCUCGGACAAAGACGAUGAAGUGGAAGAAGUCUCGCAGCCCAAACCCAAGCCACGUCCACGUCCACGUCCUCGGAAAUCUCAGCCUACACCCAGCGCAUCUGGAGAUUCGCCGAGGGCGUCAUCGCCUUCAAUACCACCACGAGACGCAUCACCCGUUCCUUCGACAGCGCGCCAAGGUGCAUCGCCAUCGCCAUCGUUAUCGAAGAAGUCCCAGGAUGGAGAUGAUGAAAAUGACGAAGAAGAUGGACCUGUGGUCAAGCGCCGUGCUAAACGGCUGUUUUUGUCUGAUAGUGAGGAUGACGAGUAG